CGACAUCGUUUCGUUGCUCUGUGUAAGACGCUCACCCCUAUAGACGUUGACAUUCAUCUCACUUUUAACUACUUUUAGAAAUGCGCGAAUGUAUCUCAAUUCACGUUGGACAAGCCGGAGUCCAGAUCGGCAACGCCUGCUGGGAGUUAUAUUGCCUGGAACAUGGGAUUCAGCCUGACGGCCGUAUGCCCACUGACAAGACAAAUGGUGGAAAUGAUGACUCGUUCAACACAUUCUUCUCAGAAUGCGGAUCUGGCAAGCAUGUCCCGAGAGCUAUAUUUGUCGAUUUAGAACCGACGGUUGUAGAUGAAGUUCGUACGGGCACUUAUCGCCAACUUUUCCAUCCCGAGCAACUUAUCACUGGCAAAGAAGAUGCUGCCAACAACUAUGCUCGUGGGCAUUACACCAUUGGAAAGGAGAUUGUUGACUUGGUGCUGGACCGUAUCCGCAAGCUCUCUGACCAAUGCACUGGCCUUCAGGGAUUCCUCAUCUUCCACUCUUUCGGUGGAGGCACUGGAUCUGGAUUCACUUCCCUUCUUAUGGAACGUCUCUCCGUCGAUUUUGGAAAGAAAUCAAAGUUGGAAUUCGCCAUCUACCCGGCCCCUCAGGUCUCUACUGCUGUCGUAGAGCCGUACAACUCGAUCUUAACUACUCAUACUACUCUGGAACAUUCUGACUGCGCUUUUAUGGUUGAUAACGAGGCAACCUACGAUAUUUGUCGCCGAAACUUGGACAUUGAGCGUCCUAGCUACACCAAUUUGAAUCGCUUGAUUGGACAGAUUGUCUCUUCCAUCACGGCGUCUCUUCGCUUCGAUGGUGCACUUAACGUCGACUUGACAGAAUUCCAGACCAACUUGGUCCCCUAUCCUCGUAUCCAUUUCCCCCUCGUCACCUACGCUCCAGUCAUUUCGGCUGAGAAGGCUUACCAUGAGCAGCUGACCGUUGGAGAGAUUACCAACGCUUGCUUCGAGCCUGCCAACCAGAUGGUCAAGUGCGAUCCUCGCCAUGGCAAGUAUAUGGCUUGCUGCAUGUUAUACCGCGGGGAUGUCGUCCCCAAAGAUGUCAAUGCAGCAAUUGCCACCAUUAAAACUAAGCGUUCUAUCCAAUUUGUUGAUUGGUGCCCAACUGGUUUCAAGGUCGGUAUCAACUAUCAGCCCCCAACAGUUGUACCUGGCGGUGAUCUGGCCAAGGUUUCCCGAGCUGUUUGUAUGUUGUCUAACACUACUGCUAUCGCUGAAGCUUGGGCUCGUUUGGAUCACAAAUUUGAUCUGAUGUACGCCAAACGUGCUUUUGUUCAUUGGUACGUGGGAGAGGGUAUGGAGGAAGGAGAGUUUUCGGAGGCUCGUGAAGAUCUCGCCGCUCUCGAAAAAGAUUAUGAAGAGGUCGGAAUGGAUUCUGUUGACGGUGAAGGCGAAGGCAACGACGAAUAUUAAAUCAAUCCUCUAUUGCGUAAGAUAUCGUGUACCAUUUAACCUAGCGGCACAUGCUUGCUUUCUAGCUUUCCUGGUAUAUUCAUCUGCCAUAUAUUUGAUGACUUUAAAGUAAAUACCUAAAUUCUGGCGUUA
This is a messenger RNA of Daphnia carinata, 1565 nucleotides long. RefSeq names its product tubulin alpha-1 chain-like. NCBI's taxonomy places the organism in Eukaryota, Metazoa, Arthropoda, Branchiopoda, Diplostraca, Daphniidae. Gene Ontology annotation, cellular component: cytoplasm; microtubule. Gene Ontology annotation, biological process: microtubule cytoskeleton organization; mitotic cell cycle. Gene Ontology annotation, molecular function: GTP binding; structural constituent of cytoskeleton. The coding region runs from base 81 to 1433 and encodes 450 amino acids. The transcript has 6 exons. The record is from RefSeq and is a predicted model, not a curated record.